CUGGCAUCCAAAUCCUGUUUCUGACAUUGUCUUCUCACAAGAUGGUUCUAAUAUGCUAUCUGGUGGACAGGAAGGAGUGUUAGUGAUGUGGCAAUACAAGACCCAUCAUCAAGAGUUUCUUCCCAGAUUAGGCGCUCCCAUAAAUCACCUCGCAGUUAGUCCAGAUGAUUCUUUGACAGCUGUCAGUCAAAAUGAAAAUGUUAUCAGAUUAAUUAACAAUAUUGAGUGGAAGGUGAAACGUGCUAUCCAGGGACUAAGACAAAUUGAUAAUCUCUACGCUGGUAUCGUGUUUGAUCCUCGCUCCAAAGCCUUGGUGACAAGCAACAUGCCUGGAGUUUUACAGUUCUACCUACCGCUAACUGAUCAUCAUGCAUUUUCUCUUGAUGUUGUGAGGCAGAAUUUUCUAUCAAGGACAAAGCAUGAGCAGAUUGUCUGUACCAAAAUCGAUCAUGUGGCAUUUAGUGAUGAUGGAGGCUGGCUAGCAACUGUUGAGAGAAGAGACGACAAGAAAAAUGCCUUGGAACUAAGACUUAAAUUCUGGGAAUACAACAAACAAGACCAAUGUUAUGUCGCAAACACUUGUGUUGACCCACCUCAUGAAAAGAAAAUUGUAGCCAUCCAGUUCCAGCCGCAACAGAAGACAGACAAUGCUGUUGGUCCACUGGCGAUGACUGCUGGUAGAGAUGGAAAAUUCAAAAUCUGGGUUCUUGCUGAACAAGGAAACAAGGUUUCUUGGUCUUGUCGAUCAGUUGGUUACUAUGGUGACACACCUUGUCAGGAUGCAGCCUUCUCGCAAGAUGGAUCUCUGUUAGGCGUGGCUUACAAUCAGACUAUUACUCUGUGGACCCCGGAGACAAAUGAACUGAGAAAAACUCUUGCCCUACCCUAUCCUGACGAAGAAAUCAAGAAAAUCAAGUUCGGCAACAACAGCUCUUCUCAAUACUUGAUCUCCAUCACUAAUCAAUAUCUCACUGUGUGGAAUCUUCUUUCGUGUACUGUUUGGUGGAGUGUUGAAGCGCCUGUGACGUGUUUGGCCUCUGAUCCACAAACAAAUCUAAUCUGCGUGUUUGUUUCAUUUAACAAGAACAGGUCACACUUGUACGUUUUUGACCCAGCCUCCCCUCGUCCUGUAGCGGUGCAGUCCAAAGUGUCUAAGAAGUCAGAUGUGUUGUCAGCAGCAUUCGAUUCUGGUUACUUGUCUUGUACCAGCACAACAGACCAUCCCAUUAAAAUGUCCAAACUGUAUUUCUUGAAUCACAACCAGGAACUGUUCACUUUGGAUUGUGGUGAACCUGGAGAGGAAGAGAGCCAGGCCAUGUCACGGGAAUCCAUUAUUGGCCCGCUUGAAGAGCAGACUGAAUUUUUCAAGAUCUUUGGACAGCCUGCAAAAAGUAAGGGUGAAUCGACAUCGGAGCAGAGCGUUGGAAGAAGUGUCAAAGGGACUCCAUCUAGCGCUGUGGUCAGACAGAUGUUGCAGACUCCCUCGCAUGUUCUACCUUCAGUUACUUCUCUGUGCUCAUCGUUCCUGAAGUCGUUGCUGGUCAGCAAACAAACCUCUCAAAGGAACGAUCAAGUUGACGACGAAGAUGAUGCAAGUGAAAAGGAAGAUGAAAGUAUGGAAGAACAAGGCGACAGCGAUUUGGAAACGCGCGUUGCCGGUGGAGCUUCAGCACAACCUGUUGUUAACUCGUCUGUAGAAAUGUUAGACACUGAUGUUUCGCAGAAGCCUCAACUUAAUACUGGACAAAGAUCUCACUUGGACAAUGUGAAUUUCAACUGGCUUCAAGACUAUUUCGCAUCUUCUUGAGUUAUUAAGCUUUCUGGAAUCUUUGUUCCCGUUAGUAAGAUGAUCGAAUCGUUUAAUAUUCUAUUUGAAUCAACUAGUUUCCAGGCGUUCUCCUCCCGCUAAUACUCACUCGUUUCCAAUCUCUUGGUACUUGUAGAAGAGAGGAACGAGCGUAGACUAGGCUUAAGGUGCAAAUCAAAUCUUACAAACUCAAAUCAAAUUUACAAACUCUUAAAUGUAAAUAAAAUCUUUCUCUUUCUCUUUC
Messenger RNA from Orbicella faveolata, 2051 nucleotides. RefSeq names its product WD repeat-containing protein 75-like. NCBI's taxonomy places the organism in Eukaryota, Metazoa, Cnidaria, Anthozoa, Scleractinia, Merulinidae. Gene Ontology annotation, cellular component: small-subunit processome; nucleolus. Gene Ontology annotation, biological process: ribosome biogenesis; positive regulation of rRNA processing; positive regulation of transcription by RNA polymerase I. Gene Ontology annotation, molecular function: protein binding; RNA binding. The record is from RefSeq and is a predicted model, not a curated record.